AAGAGGAGGAGGUGUGGUCUCUGCAGGUAUAAGGCAGACACCCACACCAGCUGCUUCCAGCAGAAAGUCAACUCGUGCCAAUGGAGCGUCUCCAGGUGUGGGGGAUCUUCAGCCUUGUUGUCAUGACGAUGGCCCAGAACUCAACUGUCAGACCCGACCUUCAGCCCUCCUACCUGCUGCUGUCUCCCUCGGUUCUCCGAGCCGGCGUCCCGACCUCGGUGUCCGUCUCCAUCCUGGUCUCCUCACCUGUCAGCGUGUCUGUACGCGUUGCUCUUGGCAACCAGACGUUGGCCUCAGCCUCUAGGAUGGUGGAAGGAGGUUCAACCGGGCUGCUGGUCUUACCUCCAAUCAAUGAGGAAAAGUCUGGUUCCCGACACCUCUACAACCUGGAGGUCAGAGGUCAUGUAAGUGGAGCCCUGCUGUUCUCAAACUCCACACAGCUGCCCCUGGACCUUAAAAGCUUCUCCACCUUCAUUCAGAUGGACAAAAUUAACUACCUACCUGGACAGGUGGUGAAAAUCAGAGCGGUGUCCGUUAACCCUGACGGGAGGCCAUACGUCAGCCCGGUAGACAUCUUCAUCCGAGAUCCUCGGGGGAACCUGCUCAGACAGUGGUUGGCUGAGGAUGGCGUCCUCGGUGUCGUAUCCAAACAGUUCCAGCUGUCUGAAAACCCUCCUCUGGGUCAGUGGACGAUCACCACUGAAAUCAGGGGUGUUGGCCGUGAGCAGCAUUUCAUCGUAGAUCAUUACGUUUUACCAAAGUUUGAGGUGGUGAUAAAAGCUCCAGACAUCAUUUAUCAUGAGGAGAUGCUGGAAGGCGCCAUCACUGCAAAGUAUGUGUACGGCAAACCUGUUCUGGGACAGGUGAACAUCACCUUCAUCCAUCACGUUCACGGGUUUGAUGAAGCAUUCAGUGAAGACAAGGAGAUUGACGGCACUGAAAAGUUCACGUUUCUUCCUCCUGUCUACCAUGAUCAAACAUCUCCCAGGAUGAUGCUCUAUGAUGAAAACAUGGACUUUAUAACCAUCCAGGUUCAAGUGACUGAACACCUGACAGGUCUCACAUGUAACAACACUAAGAGGGUUUCUCUGGUUUAUACCAGAUAUAAAAUUUCCUUCGAAGAUCAUCCAGAAACACUGAGGCCGUCUCUGAGCUUCACAGUGAAGCUGAGGGUAUCAACAUUCAACGGUCAGCCGCUGUCGCUGGAGGAUCAGGAGAAGACAGUGGACGUGUCAGUGAUGCAGGAGAGGGGUAGCCGUUGGGACUGGGUGAUGGACAUGAAGGAAGGCAUGCCUGUUGGUCCAAACGCUUCAGGUCCUUCAUGGACACGUCCUGAGGAGAUGCCACCAAAAGACAUGGAGUUCUCUUUGCCUCCAGAUGGAGUCAUACUUCUGCACAUAGAGGUCCUGAAUGCAACACAACUACUAACCAUAGAUGCUUCUGUGGAGGACUGCCACAACUCCCUUCACCUCUACAGGAGCUACACCUCCCCCAGUCACACCUACCUGCAGAUAGAGAAACCGUCUGGACCUGCAGAGGUUGGCUCCGCCCUCCAGCUGCAGGUUCACACGAAUUUUCCUAUGACUGCUUUUCAUUAUCUGGUGAAGUCCAGAGGUCAGGUGCUUUCUGCUGGGAGGAGCUCAGGAGGUCUGACUCUCAUCCCUGAAGUGUCCUGGGGUCCUCUGGCCUUCAUCAUUGUCUUCUAUAUUCAUCCCAACGGCGAGAUUGUCAAUGAUAUGAUCAAGCUGCCCGUCAGCUACUUUCUACAAAACAAGGUGUCUCUGAGCUGGAGCGCCAACACCAGGAAGCCGGCUGAAGAUGUCACCCUGAAGGUUUCCGUGUCACAGCCAAACUCGCUGGUGGGGAUUCUGGUGGUUGACAAGGCAACACAGAGGGACAGAGCACACAAUGACAUCACCAUGGAGACGCUGCUGAAGGAGAUGACGAAGUUCGGAGUUCCCAUGGCCGACGCCCACCCGGACGGGAAGGGGAGGGGGGAUCCAUACUCCAUCUUCCAGACAUGUGACCUGCUGGUGAUGACCGAUGCCACUUUAACCAAGUUCACCCAGUCUGAAACUGAGGAAGUAUUCUUCCUCGCCCACGCAGAAGAAGAACCGAUGGAGAAACAUCAGGAAACACAUGAGCGACAGAACUUCCCAGAGACCUGGAUAUGGAUGGAGAUGGACACAGGUGACUCGGACACGCAGACGUUGGCUCUGACGGUACCGGACAGCAUCACCACCUGGAGCGCCACGGCCUUCGUCCUGUCUGACAAGCUGGGUCUGGGGCUCGUCGAACAGCCAGCACAGCUCACGGUUUUCCAGGACUUCUUCCUGUCCCUUAACGUCCCAGCUUACGUGAUCCGAGGAGAGGAGCUGGUGCUGGAGGUGAUUCUGUUCAGCUACCUCCAGCAGGACCAGGAGGUCACUGUGAUUGUUGCAGCGAGCGAGGCCUUCCAGUUCGUCUUCCCAGACAGCGAGCUGCUGUCCAUGUCCAGCGUCCGCCGGCUCCACGUGGAGGGUGGGGGCGGAGCCACCGUCCUGGUUCCCAUCAGGCCGCUGGUCCUCGGAGAGAUCCCCAUCUCUGUGAAAGCCAUGUCCUCUGUAGCGUCUGACGUCGUCCGGACGACGGUGCUCGUCAAGGCCGAAGGGCUGGAGCAAUCCUUCUCCUCGUCGCUGCUGCUGGAGCUUCGUGCAUCCCAGACGAGCCUUUCCAGGAGCUUCUCCUUCAGCUUCCCAGCCGGCGUCGUGGAGGGCAGCCAGAGGGCCUCGGUGACCGCCAUCGGUGAUAUCCUGGGCCCGUCCAUCACCGGUCUGGACUCGCUGAUCCAGAUGCCGUACGGCUGCGGAGAGCAGAACAUGAUCCACUUUGCACCAAACAUCUACAUCCUGCAGUACCUGAGCUCCAGCAGACAGGCCGACCCGCAAACCACCAGACGGGCCACAGACUACAUGAUGAGCGGAUACGAGCGGGAGCUGUCCUUCCAGAGAGCCGACGGCUCCUUCAGUGCCUUCGGGGACCAGGACUCCUCAGGAAGCACCUGGCUUUCUGCGUUCGUGCUGAGGUGUUUCCUGCAGGCGCGACCGUUUGUCACCAUCGACGCCCACGUGCUGCAGGCGGUGGCAGCGUGGAUCGCGGGCCAGCAGGGGGCUGAUGGGAGGUUCCAGGAGGUCGGCAGGGUCAUCCACACGGAGCUGCAGGGAGGUCUGGACGGGCCGGUGUCCCUCACAGCCUACGUCCUCAUCGCUCUGCUGGAGGACAGCGACAUCAGGGCUCAGUAUGCUGGCCAGGUGUCUGCAGCCCUGAUGUACCUGGAGACCCGACUGGCUUUGGGCAUCUCUAGCAACUACAGCCUUAGCCUGCUGAGCUACGCUCUGGCUCUGGCAGGAAGCUCCACCACCGAAACAGCAAUCAAUGAUCUCAUUGGACGGGCCAGCAAGACAGACGGUGUGCCCAUGUGGGUGUCUCCCAGCAGCGGCCUGUCGUCGUCAUGGCAGCCUCGCUCUGCAGACAUUGAGAUGGCGUCCUAUGUGUUACUGACCCUGCACCAGCUGAACCAGGUCUCAAGGGGUCUGGGUCUCAUGAAGUGGCUCAGCCAGCAGAGAAACCACCAGGGAGGGUUUGGAAGCACCCAGGACACGGUGGUAGCUCUGCAGGCCUUGUCUACGUUUGCUUCUCUAGGAGGAGUUCAUCAGUCCCACGUCACCAUCAGGGUGGUCAGCAGCAACAGUUCAACCAGUGUGGCCUCCUUCUUCAUCAACCAGGACAACUUCCGGCUCCACCAGAGCCAGCAGAUCGAUCCAGACCAGGAUCUGAACCUGCAGGUGACGGCAGCAGGUGAAGGACUCGCUCUGUUACAGCUCAAUGUGUUUUACAAUGUGAGGAAUGAGGCACUGAGGAGGAGACAGGACGCCGGCGAAGAUGAAGCUUUCCAUCUCUACGUGGAGCUGUUUGAGUCGGACAUGGACUCUGCACACCUGUACAUCUGCAGCAGUUUGUCGGGGGACCUGGACCUGAAGGCGACAGGUAUGGCCAUCAUGGAGGUGGGUCUGCUGAGCGGCUUCAGUCUGCAGCCACACGCCAUCAAAUCUGACCAGUUUGUGCGGAAAGUGGAGACGGAGCCAGGGAAGGUCAUCCUGUACCUGGAUUCUGUGACCACGCAGGAGGUGUGUCUGCUCGUUCCUCUCAUCAUCCAGUUCAAAGUCGCCAAAGUCCAGGAAGCAGCUGUUCUCAUCUACGAUUAUUAUGAACCAAGACGGAGGACAGCCAGGAUGUACGUGUCCACCUGGAGGAGAGACGUGUCCAUCUGCUCCUUCUGUGGAGAUGACUGCCGUCAGUGUGGCGUUGACUUAGAUUUGUCCUUCAACGCUGCGCCGCUGGCCGCCGGAUGCUUGCCUCUGGUUCUGCUCCUCCUCUUCAUCAUGUCAGUCAUGUGA
This is a messenger RNA of Melanotaenia boesemani (Boeseman's rainbowfish), 4436 nucleotides long. It is a transcript of the gene cd109, whose product is annotated as CD109 molecule. The coding region runs from base 81 to 4436 and encodes 1451 amino acids. The transcript has 33 exons. The record is from RefSeq and is a predicted model, not a curated record. Gene Ontology annotation, molecular function: endopeptidase inhibitor activity. Gene Ontology annotation, cellular component: extracellular region. NCBI's taxonomy places the organism in Eukaryota, Metazoa, Chordata, Actinopteri, Atheriniformes, Melanotaeniidae.